Messenger RNA from Epinephelus moara (kelp grouper), 1393 nucleotides. RefSeq names its product glutamate dehydrogenase, mitochondrial-like. Gene Ontology annotation, cellular component: mitochondrion. The record is from RefSeq and is a predicted model, not a curated record. Bases 48 to 443 code for a protein of 131 amino acids. The transcript has 4 exons. Gene Ontology annotation, molecular function: L-glutamate dehydrogenase (NAD+) activity. Lineage: Eukaryota; Metazoa; Chordata; Actinopteri; Perciformes; Serranidae. Gene Ontology annotation, biological process: L-glutamate catabolic process.
AAACAGCCAGAGGUCUGAUGAGUUUGUGAUGUUUCAUCCUGCAGGACAUGUACCUGAAUGCUGGCGGUGUCACAGUGUCUUAUUUCGAGUGGCUGAAGAAUCUCAACCAUGUCAGCUAUGGAAGACUGACCUUCAAAUAUGAGAGGGACUCAAACUACCACCUGCUCAUGUCUGUGCAGGAAAGUUUAGAGAGGAAGUUUGGGAAGCAGGGAGGGCCCAUUCCCAUCGUACCCACCGCUGACUUCCAGGCCAGAGUUGCUGGUGCCUCUGAGAAGGACAUUGUUCACUCUGGGUUGGCCUACACCAUGGAGAGAUCUGCCCGGCAAAUCAUGCGCACAGCAAGCAAGUACAACCUGGGUCUGGACCUCCGGACAGCUGCUUAUGUCAACGCCAUCGAGAAGGUCUUCAAAGUCUACAACGAAGCGGGGCUGACCUUCACAUAAAUGGCCAAUCACGACCUGCACUUCCUCCUCCCCUCCACCCUUCUGCUAUUGAUCACCCUCUCCUGCGUUCUUCCACCUUCUCAGCAGCCUUCAGAACAUAUCACUGUUUACCGCUGCUCUGUGGCUCUUGACACACACACACACACACACACACACACACACACACACACACACACACACAGUGAGACAUUGGCUUGCCUGGUAUUUAUCCUGUAAUCUUUGUGCUGCCAUUAUACUGUAUCUGCAUCUCUGUAUAAAUGUUGCCCCUUGAGAAAAAGCAGGUAGGCAGUAACAUCCAGAGAGAAGGAGAGACCCUGUCCCUCCCUCAGCCCUCUGAUGAACCUUCAUACUAUUGUUGUCUGGCAGCCAUGUUCGGGGCGCCCAUUUUGUGAUAGCUGAAUGCACGUAUGACCCUCCUGCUGCCACAGUUUCAGCUGACAGCACAACUGAUGCCUUAUUUCAGAAAGAGGUCUGCUCUAAAAGGGAGAUGGCCACUUAAAUUUACUUUAAUGAAAAGGGAUUGAGAUUUAACUUCAUGUGAAUAAAGAGAGAAUAGUCAUUUUAUUACUCUUGAGUUUGUCCUCGCUCAUUAUGAAAAGGUUAGUAAGUUGCCAACGCUUAGAGUUCCCGACAAGAAUUUCUGUUUUCAUAGUUGGUGUUUUUACUGUUGAAAAUAGAUGUUCUCCCCUCUCUCAUCCCCUCCUUUUUUCCUGCUUUCCCGUCGCUUUAUCUCAUAUAUUAAAAGCCGCUUCUCCCCGACUCCUCCGCUGGCCAAGGAAGGGGAGCAGGGAGGGUGUGAGGUGUCACUGUGACCGCCCGUCCCCUGGUUGAGUUUUCCUCAGUUUUAAUCGUCCAGUUCCUCAACAUUGAAAUUAUUUUGGAGGAAAUGUCUUUUUGUUUUUACUUUAUUCAUUUUUUGAAAACCAAUAAAAUGUUCAGAAAAAACAAAA